Messenger RNA from Octopus sinensis (East Asian common octopus), 2749 nucleotides. RefSeq names its product protocadherin beta-15-like. Gene Ontology annotation, cellular component: plasma membrane. Lineage: Eukaryota; Metazoa; Mollusca; Cephalopoda; Octopoda; Octopodidae. Gene Ontology annotation, biological process: homophilic cell-cell adhesion. Gene Ontology annotation, molecular function: calcium ion binding. The transcript is spliced from 3 exons. The record is from RefSeq and is a predicted model, not a curated record. The coding region runs from base 36 to 2666 and encodes 876 amino acids.
AUGUAAGAAACCAGGAAUAACAAUGAAUUAUAAAGAUGAAAUGUAAUGAAAUUCUACAAAUUUACCUUCUUUAUGGACUGAUAUAUUCUGUUGUACCCAUGGAUAUCAGUUAUUAUGUCAAGGAAGAAGACAGUCCUCACACCUACAUAGGAGACAUUGCUGCUGACUCCAACUUAUCACACCCUCUCACACAUCAACAACACACUCUCAUUACAUUUACACAACUACAAAGGACAGUCGAGAGUGGUUCUCAUUUAUUUAAUGUCACCAACUCAGGAAAACUAUACACUACUCAAACACUGGAUGCUGAGUCUCUGUGUACAUACAACAAGGAAUGUUCCAGAAUUGUUAAAGUAGCAGUGAGGAAAGGAAAAACAUUUAUGAAGAUUUUGAAGGUGAAAAUAAUUAUAGAAGAUAUUAAUGAUCAUCAACCAGAGUUUCCAUCAAACAAAAUAAAAAUCAAAUUUGAUGAAACAGAUGGGAAAGGUUCAACAAAAUCAAUACCAAAUGCUGUUGAUAAAGACAUUAGUCUUCCAAAUUCUAAGAUAAUAUAUAAACUCAAAGAUAAAAGCAAAACAUUCUCACUCUCCAUAUUUAAAGAAUCUGAUGGAAUAAAUUUACUUAAAAUAAUUCUAGAAGGGAUGUUAGAUAGAGAAUUAAAAGACACAUAUAUGUUACAGUUGAUCGCUAGAGAUGGGGGUUCUCCACCAAAGGAAGGUAUUCUGGACAUUGAAAUAUCUGUUAUUGAUGUCAAUGAUAACAGACCUACGUUUACACAAAAAUUAUAUAAUACCACCAUCAGUGAUACACAUCAUAUAUCUUCUCCUGUUUUUGUUUUAUCAGCAACAGAUUUAGAUUCUGGUCAAAAUGGAAAUAUUAAUUAUUUUUUACAUAGAAAUACAAAUGAAUAUGAUAAAAAGUAUUUCAAAUUAAAUCAUAAAUCUGGAGAAAUUUUCACCAAUGAUAAUUUCUUCAGAAAUAAAAGAAAUAAAUAUAAAUUAUAUGUUGAAGCUAGGGAUGGCGGAAAUCCUUCAUUAAGCUCCAUGUCAACGUUGAUUAUAAAUGUAAUUAACAAUCAAAAUAAUGUGCCAUCUAUAAAUAUAGAUUUUGUAUCACCUUUAACAAAGACUUCAACUGCUAUUUCAGAAGACAGUCAAAUUGGUAGUUUUAUAGCUUAUGUUAUGGUAACUGACACUGAUAGUGGACCUAAUGGACAAAUUAAAUGUAAUAUUCACCAUAAAAUGUUCCAGCUUUCUAAUAUGGGUUCCAAAGAAUAUAAAAUAUUAGUGAAAGAACCUCUUGACAGAGAAACUAUAGACCAUUAUGUUGUUUCUAUUGUAUGUCAUGACAUGGGAUCACCUCCAUUAAAGACUAAGAAACAGUUCUCUGUCAAAGUAACUGAUGUCAAUGAUGUAGAACCACAUUUUACCAAAGAGACAUUCCAAUUCCUCACCUAUGAAAACCAGAAAGUUGACUUCCCUAUUGGCUUCAUCAAUGCUACAGACCCUGAUCUUGGAGAUGGAGGCCAACUUACAUAUUCUAUCAUCAAUGAUAACAACAAUGAUAACAUUCCUUUCCAACUGACAAAAUAUGGAUUUAUUUCUACAUCACAACCAAUAGAUCGAGAAGUGAAAGACAUUUAUAAUUUACAAGUUUUAGUGAAAGACAAUGGAACACCUUCUCUCAAUGACACUGCCAAUAUUGUUAUUGAGAUUCUAGAUAAAAAUGAUAAUGCUCCGUAUUUUACGUUUCCUAAUAAUGACCCUUACAAUCUCGAUGUCCACUACCAUCCACACAGUAAGAAGGACAUCACAAUUCUGAAAGCAUCUGACAAAGACACUGGAAACAAUGCUUUCCUCACAUAUGGAAUACUGAGAUCCAAUGAUAAAAACCUGUUUACAGUGAACUCACACACUGGUGUGUUAUCUUUCUCUCGCACAGUUUACCAAAAUGAUGCAGGAACAUAUGAGCUGGAGUUUAUAGUGAAAGACGGUGGUACUCCAGUUCAAUCAGCAACAACUGCUAUCAUACUAACACUGUUUGUUAGUAAUGAUACAUCUCCAAUGUUGACUGCUGUCCACUCACAGUCUGGUAACAACCUGAAUAUGACUUGGAUAAUUAUCAUUGUAGCAGCAGCUGUAAUACUAUCUGUGGCUGUUGUAGUGUCAAUAACAAUGUGUGUUUUCAAAUGUAUUAAUCACUUCAAUAAUUCAUCUGCAGAAAAAGAUAAUCCAAAAUUUCUCUCUCAGACUGAGAUGAGACAAAUACUGUAUCAGACUAACAAUCCUGUUGCAAUAACUAGAAAUGCAGAAGACAUAUUUGCCAGAAAUCUUCAAGCAAUAAAUCCCAAAAGUCCUUAUUAUACAGAGACAGAACAACCAAUAAAUGAAUGGAAAUUCUCAACAACACCCAGGAGGCUACCACCUACUCCUCAGAAUUACACAAAAGACAUAACAGAGAGUUCAGGUGAACAAAAAUGUUAUAAUGGUACAUCAAACAACUUAAAUACUACUCUAACUUCUCAAAAAGAACGAAAUCGAGGAUGGAGCGAAGGAGAUAUUACACAACAGACGUCUGGAGUAUCAGAGUACAGUAACUAUCACCCAAACAUACCUCCAACAGCAAAGAGCGAAUAUGAACAAGAAACCUAUCUAGCACCGGUUUAACAUACAUCAUGUUUACUUUUCAUUAAUUACAGAACCACUUAGAAAAUAAUUUAAUAUAAUUUAAUUAUGACAUUAUAUUAAAC